AUGGCAGCCAACCUCCCUGGCUUUUACUAUGAUAGCGAACGCCGACGUUACUUCCGCAUUUCUGAAAACCAAAUCGUUUCUAGCGGAGGAUCGACGAGCCAGUACAACAAAGACAAUAUAAAGCGACAACGGGCUCGGGAAGGAUACAAUAAGCAACUUUCAGUGAUAAAAAAUAAACGCCAGCAAACAUUGGAAAAGUAUAAGAAUAAUCUUCUCAAUCCUUUAGAAAGAGCUUUUCGACCAAUAUUCUAUGGAAAGUACACGGACGGUCUGAGUCUGCAGUCUGCAUUCCUCUCUCGCCGUGAAGAUCAUCAGUCACAUCGGCCUCUGUCUGCAGGAUUGCUCAAUGUUCCAAACAGAAUGCAGAUAGGAAUGCUGGCAAACUGUGUCUUAUUCGUUACUAAAGAAGGAUCUUUUCAAGAUAAAAUAGCAUUUGCCACCAGCAGGGGUUGUGUCGCAGGUUUUUCAUCUCUCAGUAAUUAUUCCGAAGAAACCUUCUUCAUUAGUUUUUCCAUGGCUGAAUUCAAUCCUGUACUAAAAUAUAAGAGCGAACCAACCGAUGCUUUUAGAACAGUGAAGCUAGAGCGAACAAUUGUCACCAAAGAGGGAUCAAGCAAUUACCUCUACCAUAAUGUUAAUGAUAGGUCUAACGUGCAUACUUUUGUCAUAUUUAUGCAAGACCUUUUAUCUCUAAAAGUGCUUAAAGUUCGUCAAGUCAAACCCAAAAAAAAUGACUGCAUAUAUGAUUCUCUUGUCGUCGGAUGCAACUUGAUAAUUAGCGUAAAUGAUUGCUGUCAUUUCUAUAGUUUGACUCCUGAAAUACUUCCCAAACCAUUUAUCUUUCUUCCCAAGAAAGGUUCAAGUAAAUCCAAAGGAGGAAGUGACAUUACUUCUUUAUCAUUUUGCAUUCAUGAAGGUUCUUUGCCACCGCCAUCGAAAAGACUGAACUCGGGGGUAUUGUAUAUAGGUUUCAGAAACGGUGAUUCGGUAGCAAUAAAAUUAAAGCACAUUCGAAAGACGACAUUGUUACAGUACUUCGAAAACAACGAAAAGAAAGUGGAAAACCAGACCCAAUUUAUCAAGACUACUUUCAAAUCUAUCGUUUCUAUUAAAAAAUUGAAUAGCAAGGGCUUAAUCAUUUUAUCUGGAAUGACUGAGGGAGAGGAUACACAACGAAUAAUAAUUAUUGAUACCUUUCUGGAAGAAACCUUGGUAAGAAAACCGACCGUAUCUUUCAGGACUAAGUUUUUAAAUGUGACUAAAGAUACAGAGCUAUUUGAUGUAACUGAUGACGGGCAUUAUUUUAUUUACGGUUCAACCAGUGCUAGGGAUGGAAAGGGUGAUUUUGAGGUAUUUAGCACCAUCUUAUCUAGAAAUCUAGAUUACGAAAAAUCAGAAAAUGGAAAUAUCACCAUGUAUCCAAUUAGAGUUAUGAGAGACUACUGCGGGUCAAAAGGCUCUGAGUCUGAGUUUAUUCAUCUACAUUCGGCGUCUUUACCGCCAAGGCAUGCGACGAUUAGUAAUUCUAUGGAAACUGCGACUAGACAGAUUAGUCUCUCAUCGCAUGCUUCCUCUGAAAAUAUAUCCCUCCAAAAAAUAUCUUUUUUGAUCAGAAGAGAGGACAGUCCGUACAAUGGAGCGAAUAUCCUUGUCACCUCGACCUUGGUGUAG
Saccharomyces kudriavzevii IFO 1802 is the source of this 1671-nucleotide messenger RNA. RefSeq lists its product as uncharacterized. NCBI's taxonomy places the organism in Eukaryota, Fungi, Ascomycota, Saccharomycetes, Saccharomycetales, Saccharomycetaceae. The transcript has a single exon. The record is from RefSeq and is a predicted model, not a curated record. Bases 1 to 1671 code for a protein of 556 amino acids.